Ctenocephalides felis (cat flea) is the source of this 1995-nucleotide messenger RNA. RefSeq lists its product as uncharacterized. The record is from RefSeq and is a predicted model, not a curated record. The transcript has 11 exons. Lineage: Eukaryota; Metazoa; Arthropoda; Insecta; Siphonaptera; Pulicidae. Gene Ontology annotation, molecular function: protein binding. Bases 1 to 1995 code for a protein of 664 amino acids.
AUGGAGUUUGAUACUUUGCAGCAAUAUAGGAUAUUUUUCUGGUCAGGAGAUAUAGAUGAUGACAGAAUGUAUUUAGAAUCCUUCAAUCCCAAUGGCUCCGCCGAAAAACUGUACUAUCACAGUGCAAUGGUGAUGACCACCGAUAGAAAAAGCAUCUACUGUUGCACAAUGAACAAUUGCUACCAAGUCAGUCAUUAUCAACUUAGUGAAGACUCACAAGUUUGGACAAAAGUUGAAGAUUUACCAAGAACUGACAACGAUGUGACUGAAAUGAUGCUGCAGUUGAAGUUUGAUAAAAAUGAUACCAUAUUAUUAGCUUCUACAAAUAAUGGUUUUGUAGUCUGGGAUUUGGGAUCUGAAAAAUCCGAUGGUUCUUGUGUGGAAGAGAAUUCGGCCAUCGGAAGUACUUAUUCAAAAAUUAGCGAAAAUGCAAUUCAGCUCAAAUUACCACAUGGUGUUAGAAAUAUCACUAUGAAAAUGCUGCAAUCCAACAGCAUUAUGCUAAGUGCUCAUAAGGAUUAUGCAGUUGCAGGAGUCAGGAAAAAUCUGUACGUUUGGAGUCUUCCUGAUGGAAACCUGGUGAAAUCCUUGGAUGCCCAUUUUGGACGCAUCAUGCAACUGGAAUCUCUAACCAUUGGUAAUUGGAACAGUGUCAUCACGUCUUCAAUUGAUAGAACUGUUAAAGUUUGGAAUAUUAAUAAUAUAUUUGAACAAGUCCACGUUAUAGACAGACAUGAACUACAAAUCGACUCUAUAAGUUUAUCUCAAGAAGCAGGAAUUGCUGUCACAGUCACCCGUGCUUGUAUCGGAGUUUGGGAUCUAAAGACAGGAAGACUUCUAUCAAAAUUGGCGGACAGUCCUCUAGGAGCCAUAGUUACUCAUGCUGAGAUAACACCCAACGGAAAAUAUGUUGUAUCCGCCGAAUCAGGAAACUUCAUAAUUUGGGACAGGGUCACCGAAAGAGUGACCCACAAAGCGCGUCAACCUGACAUCAGGCAGGUGUCUCUACAUCUGGAUCCUAGCGGUCAGAACAUUUGUGCCUUGGCAGUCAGUAGACCAGGAAAUGCGCCUGGAUGUGAUGUUACCAGAGUUCCAGCACAAGCUGUCAUGCGAAGCGUACCAGAUGGCACAGUUUUAUAUUCGUUCCAAUUCCAAAGUCGUUCUGUAACUGGUGUGCCAUUUAGGCCACUACAGAUGACUUCGGAUAAUCAGCACAUAUUGGCUGUGAUGAGCGAUAAAAAUAACAAGGACUGUUUGGCUGUUUUUAGCGCAAAAGAUGGUACAGGACCUGUGCAGAAGAUUGGUGUUAGAAACUGCGGAAUAAAGGAAAUUACCAGGAUAGUUGGAAUGCCACACAAAGCACAUUUGGCAGGAGUUUUGGGAUCUGAUAAAGGAGUCAUAGUUGACAUCAGGAACAAAAGGAUUUUAAGGACAGUCCCGAAAUGGGGAGGAAGUUGCACCAAGGAUGGAAAACAUGGAUUGUAUUAUCCUGCAAGGGGCGGCUUGGAGUUAAUAGAGUUGCGCAAGGGCCAAACUGUAAAGACUUACAUUCCAAAAGUGGCCGAAGGCGUAUUCACGAUAAUCUGUAUGUUUAACAAAACCGAAGACUACGUUCUUUAUUAUCACAGUGGUAAAAAAACUUUAAGAGUCUUCAGGACCGAAGACACUAACCUGAUAGCAACCUACAGGGUCCAGGCUGAAUUGAGUGCUAUAGCUUCCACCGAGGAUGGCCGAGCUGUGGUCCUUGGCACUUCUGAUGGUUGUCUUAGUGUAUUGGCCAUUGCUGAUCCAAAUCAACCCCAUGUUACAGAAUACUUGGCAUCAUUACCUAGCAGAGACGAACAGUGGAAGAAAAAGUUGGAAAAGUUGAAAGCAGCUGCCAGAUUUAAAGCAGCAGCUAAAAUAGCUAAACUAUCAGCUAAAUUUAUCAGUCAGGACGAUGUACAAGAAGAAGAUCCUGCUGAUAUUUUGAACUCGGAUAUGAAAGUGAUAUAA